AGCUACUGCUUUGGCCGCAGCAGCAGCAGCAGCAGCGUCCGUGGCGGCUGCCGCUGCAGCACGACGGUUGCUUUUCUGUCCACCGCGUUCCAGCAGGCUCGCGCUGCGGGUUUAGUGCAGUAGGGAGGAGCGCGGUCUCGGCUCAUGCUCCAUCCGGCUGCUCGGCUGAAGGAGAGGGUAACUGGUCGCGGUCCGCCGCCGCUAUGCGCACCACCCGGAGAGCUGCUGCUGCUCCUCUCUGAGAUGAGGCCUACAUGUUAAAGCUCGCUCCCCCCUCCUGCUCCUCCACCACCACCACCUCCUCCUCCUUCUCCCCGCGAGAAAUCUCACCGUGAUGGCUGAUGAUCAACAACAACCUGGGCAGCUGCAGCAGAGUCCCGUGUCCGGCCUGGGCUCUCUCUCCACCGCGGUGCCUGGUCUGCAAGGCCCCGAGGCGACCGCGCUGCAGUACAACAAGAUCAAGAAUUCAAUCUGCAAAUCUGUACAAUCAAAAGUGGACAGCAUUUUGCAAGAUGUUGAGAAGUUUACAGAUAUUGAAAAACUCUACCUCUACCUUAAGUUGCCUUCUGGUCCUAGCAGUGGAAAUGACAAAAGAACUGAAAAUCAGAGGGGGUCUACAAGUCCUGCAACAUGUGACCAGAAUUCCACAUCGUCCAGCCGGACCCAACAGAUGUAUGCUUUCAACUGGAUCAGAAAUCACUUAGAGGAGCAUCCUGAGACCUCACUGCCAAAACAAGAGGUGUAUGAUGAGUACAAGAGCUAUUGUGACAAUCUUGGCUACCAUCCUCUAAGUGCUGCUGAUUUUGGAAAGAUUAUGAAAAAUGUCUUUCCGAACAUGAAGGCACGCCGCCUUGGAAUGCGAGGAAAAUCUAAAUACUGUUAUAGUGGACUGAGGAAGAAAGCCUUUGUGCAUAUGCCAUCUUUGCCCAACCUGGACCUGCAUAAAUCAGGGGAUGGGUGUGAGCUGUUGGAGCCAGCUGCUCAGUCUCCCAGUGCUGAAGAUGAGAUGCGUUCUGCAGCCUGCGGCCUAGUCUGUGAAUGGGCCCAGAAAGUCCUGAGCCGUCAGUUUGACAGUGUGGAGGAGUUGGCACGAUUUCUGCUCAACAGCCAUUAUAUUGGCACCAAGUCCAUGGCUGCCCUAACUGUUAUGACUGGGACCCCAACAGGUGUAAAAACGCCCACUCCUGCAUCUGCAUUUGUGCCUACUGGUGAGGCCAAUGCUUUCCAGCCCCAAGUGAAGACUCUCCCUUCACCCUCGGUUGAUGCCAAGCAGCAGCUACAGCGAAAGAUCCAGAAGAAACAGCAGGAGCAGAAACUCACAUCUCCACUGCCCAGUGAUGCCCAAGCUCGUAGAGCUGAAGCAGGCACACCAGGCCCUGGUUCCGGUAUCACAUCUGGAAGUCCUGCUUUGUUGUCCCCACAGCCCACGAUAGGAAUUGUAGUAGCGGCAGUGCCAAGUCCCAUCACGGUGCAAAGGAAUCGACAGCUGAUGACCUCCCCAAGUCCAGUGGCAGCAGCUGAAGGGAAAGUCCUACCAGUGAAUUUCCAAGUGGUCACACAGCCUGUUAAGCAGUCCCCUAAAACUCCUCAGAAUGUUCCUGCCAGUCCUGUUGGUGACAGGCUAGCCAGACACCGAUACGCCCAGAUCCUACCUAAACCCUCUGCCACAAGCGCCAUCACUCUUCGAUCACCCCCGACACUUCUCAUCACUCACAACAGCCCCAUCAAAACAGUGAUGCCCACUCAGCACGUCAGCUCAGUGAAUGUUGUCAAGAUGACGGCUAUAUCAUUAACACCUAACAGUAGCAGUGGCAGCAGCACACCAACACCCUUACGACCUGCCUCAGCUGGUGUAAGUAGCACUCUUUCCCAUGAAGAGCCUAGCCAAAACCAGCAAUCUCAGAAUGGCAGCUCAGCCACUCUUCAGUCAGCUACAGCUGGAAGAGUUGGCCACCCUGCCACCACCAUGAUUUCCUCCACUACUGAAGUCAAAAUGAUUUGUGAAGCUACGAAUGACAGUAACUUGUCUGCUGGUGUUGAAAAGCAGAGUACCGCACCCGGGACUAUCACUGGGCUAAAGAACGAGAGGGCCACUAAAUUUAGGGCUUCCAGUGAACCUUCUCUUCUUGUAAAGGCAUCCCCAGUGCCUGAACGAGUCAGUAGGGCCAAAAGUGACUCUGCAACGCCUCCCAGUACAAUCAUAGGGGCAGCUGCCCCCUGCAGCAAUAACAGCAGUGAAAGUACUUUGUAUUUGACCGUAAUGAAUCAGAAUGCAGAUGUUGGAUUGUCAACCAAUGGUGCGUUUUCCCCCUCUGGCCAGUCACCAAAAAGUGCUGGUCUUGGUCCAAAAAGUCCUAGAAAGCGCUCUGCUUCUGUUCUUGAGACCCAUGCAAUUCCUGUUAAGAGGGUGUUUAUAUCUCAGCAACCUUUGGAUGCCAGCAACCAUCCUAAACCUGGUCUUAUAAUCGCUGCAAAGAAGAUACAAAGGCCAGGAACUCCUGCAAGACCAGAAAGUGCUCCAUGCAAAGUGACACUAAAACAGAGUAACUGCCUACCAACACAAAUUUUAGCCCUUUCAGAUACACCCAUUGAAAACACCUCUCAGACUAUUGUGACUCCUCAGAGCUCUUCACAGUCCAAGCACGGGGACACCUCUGCUGGAAUUAGCCCUGCUGAUAUAGUCUCUUGUAAUAGCACAGCAUCUGAUCAAGCUUUAUUGCAACAAAUUGUGAGCCACCAAGUCGCCACUGCCAUUUCUCAGGAGGCAUCUGCUGUGAGUGAGCUAAAGAGUUCCUUACAGGACUAUUCUCUACAGCUACAGGCAGAACAAAAGCAGGUAACAGCUAGCCAUCUUCCAUUGAUAGCCCAGACACCUGAAGCAUCUACUCAGUUGACCCUCCAGCAGGAUAUUGUUGACUUUGAUGGAGCUCAAGCGAGCAUGGACUAUUUCCCUUUUAAUGAUGAUGACAUGACUCAAGAUAGUAUAGUGGAAGAGCUGGUGCAGAUGGAGGAGCAAAUGAAGCUGAAUAGCAGUCUGCAGCCAUAUCUUAGUUCUUUAGAUAUACCUUUACAAGGCCAGUCAGUUCCUCAAAGCACUAUUCUUUCUCCCCACCAGACAGGUACGCAGUUCUACCACUCUGCACAUAGCAGCACCACACCAGUCCACACUCCUACACCCACACCAACUCCGACACCAACCCCAACUCCAACCCCGACCUCGGAAAUGUUGCCAGGUGGGCACAGUAUAACAAGAGAGAGUCCGUGUUCUAGAAUGGCUCCUAUUACCCCAGUUGAUGGUAUUUUAGGUGGUCGACAUACACCUAUAAGCACUCCAUUGUCCAACUGUAGUAGUAGUGUUCCACCAAGUCCAGUUGAGUGCCGCAAUCCCUUUGCAUUUACUCCUAUUAAUUCCAACAUACCUGGUUACCAUGAUGGCAGUGUAGUAUCUAGUAGCCCAGUUAAACCCAUGCAGAGGCCCAUGGCCACUCAUCCAGACAAGGCUAAAAUGGAUUGGAUCAACAAUCGAUAUAACAGCACCUCAAGUUCCCCAUCAAUUUCAAACACGAAUGCCAUUAGCAUCCUUCCUAGCUAUCAGGAUCUGGUUGAGGACCACUUCCGUAAACCCCACGCUUUUGCCAUACCAGGGCAGUCAUUUCAGUCCCAGUCAAGACACCAGGAUGGACAUUUGGGCAGAUUGACAACUGUGUCACCUGUUCAGCAAGGCCAGCAAACAGUUGAAAACAAGCAGGAAAGCUUUGCGGUCCCAGCACCACUAGACAACAAAACAACAUCUGGGAAUGGAGGUGGAACUUUUAGGUGCCGUAGUGUCAGUCCUGCAGUACGGCAGCGCAAUCUUAGUGGCACCACAGGGCAGAAUAAUCCUGCGCCAAGAUCUGUUGUUUCACCUUUCAAUUCCCCUUUGACCGCUGAGGUUCUUAGCAUUCUCUCCAACAACCAGUCAGUGGUAAAUGCCAACAGCAUGGCCCAAAGGAGCCAGUCAGUACCGUUGAGCAUCAUGAUGCAGUCUGAGAUGUUGCCAAUUGGCCACCAGGGCCAGCCGAGCAACAGUGCCAAAAUCACCAGUGUGCUCCUCAGCAAGAUGGAUGCAGACGGGGACGACACAGUGCGUGGGUUGGGUGUCAACAACUUGCCUUCCAAUUACACAGCGCGGAUGAACCUCACCCAAAUCCUGGAAACUACGCAGGCCUUUCCUGGAGGCACAGCCCAUCAAACACAACAGAUACCCGUCUGCUCAAGCCCUUCACCAUUCGACUUCCAGAAGCCUGGUUUCCUUCUAACCACUGGGGGUGAACAGAUUGCUUUCACCAGUGAGGCCCAAGCACAAUCAGGCUCUACGCUGCAACAGCAAGAGCAACAGCUCCAACUACAGGAUCAACAGCUGGAACUGCAAGAUCAACAACUGUUGCAAGAUUCACAGUUGCAACUCCAGGAACAAACGCUGCAGCUUCAAGAUCCACAGUUGCAACUCCAGGAGCAAACGCUGCAACUGCAGGACCAACAGUUGCAUCUCCAGGACCAACAGCUGGAAUUACAAGACCAACAGUUGCAACUGCAGGACCAACAGUUGCAACUACAGGACCAACAACAGCUACAAGAUGAUCCGAACCUCAGUCAACAGCAACUGCUGCCUCAAACCUCACAACAGGAUGAGGAGCAACAGCAGCAGGAGCAGCUGGACUUCAAUAGCACUGUCAAGGAUCUAUUGGGGGAGGAUGGACUCAACCCCAGCUCGCAGCUGGUUGGGCAGGUGGCAUCAGAACUCAGCGCAGUCGCGUCAGACUUCUCCAGUGAAAUCCGUUUGACCUCUGAUCUUUCCGGUAGCAUCAACGACCUGAACACUUUAGAUCCCAAUCUUCUGUUUGACCCGAGUCAGCAACAGGACCAAUAUGAAGACACCACACUGGAAGAGCUGAAGAACGACCCAAUAUUUCAGCAGAUAUGCAGCGACACUGUGAACUCUGCUGGAUUUGACUGGUUGGAGAACAAAGACCAGCCAACAGUAGAAAUGUUGGGUUAGGUUUCUUUUUCUAUUCCUUUACUGUCAUGGUUAUUGCUGUUCGUCACUAUUUAUGUUUUUUUCAUUGUUCAUUUCUGUUUUUUAUGACUCUCUUUAUCUCUUUUAUAUAUUUUAAAAAAUGUGAUUUAAGUUGUGUCACUGCAGCAACAAUCUGGAUCUAUCAGUCAGUCCAGAGAGAAGUGCCAGCCUGACCUGAAGUGAUCUUUACAGGCUUGCAUCCCCCCCCCUGUUGUUACAGCCCAUCUCGCUCUCCUCUCACUGAAGUUGAUUUAAAGCAUUUGGCAGCAAUCAGGCAUUUCUUUUCUUUAUGGAUCUAUAACAUAACGUAGGACUUAUGUAGUAAGGGCUACACAAUAUUGAUAAACAGCUGUCAUUGCAAUACAUUUUCUUUUUGCAAUAUAUAUUGCAAUAUUAAACAGUACAACUUUCAUUUUGAAAAGAGCUCAGCAGAAGUCAGUGAUCCAUUUCAUCCAACAUUUCAUUAUAUUAGUUAUGCACUUCAUGCAUUGAAGAUUGGACAAAUAAAAUAAUUUGAAAAGAUAUGAUCUAUAUCCAAGUCAUGGAAAAGUAGAACUUCUUUUGUUAGUGAAUGUAAACAUUUUUGUCUCAAGCAUUUAUUUGACAUUUCACGCCCUGCAAUGUGACUACUGUGCAUGUGCACAUUGUGAUGAUGAUGCUGUAAAAAUAUAUUGUGCAGCCCUAAUUUGGAUAUUAUUAACAUAUCCACAAUUUUAUUCACAUAUUUUUAACUUACUUCAUUAGUCCAACUCAACAUCCUGAAUAUUCCACAAAUCCAUGAUUCCAUAAAUCAGUUAAUGAUGUGGAAUGCAAUAUUUUAAUAAUGGACAAUUAAGUUUUGAUAAAUUGCAUAGGCUAAGAGUUUUGUCUUUGCAUAUAAGCUAAUGAGUCAGACUGCUGAGGAAUUCGCUUCACUUUCAUUGUCACAAAGGACAUUUAUGAUCACUUCUUCUUAUUUGAACUAAAUUGUCAGUCAAAGUAACAUGCAAUUUUAGGUGCUAAUAGGUGCUGAAUAAAACUCAUUGGCAUCUGCCGAAACACUUUUCGGUUAUUGCUAUGUUUUGCCUAAUAAAUAGUCAGUUAGUUUAUUUAAUAAUAGGACAUAUUACUCGUACUGUUAAAUAAAAGGAUGACUGAGAGGAGUCCGGUCUUUGAUAUAACUACACUUUUUUAAAAAAGUGAAAUAUUACAUGAGGGAGUCUGGUCUGCCUUAUUUCCAAAGUCCAAGGCCUUAUGUCAUCUUUAGCAAGGCUUUAAUGUAUGGAAUUUGAGGAUUUUUAAACAUCUUGCUGCACUUCAGACAGAGCUUGGCUGUUUGUCAUUGUGAAUUAUUGUUUUUGAUUUCCAAACACAUUCCUUUAAAUAAUGCUUGCAAACUGUUGUCUCCACCAUUUCCCCCAUAGCUCUUCUCCACAUGAUUACGGCAGUAGACAGUAGUGAAAUGGUAUGGUUAAGAGUAGAUAUUCCAUCUAAGGCUUGUGAUCAAAAGUCCACCCUGGAGUGGUUGAGGGUUUAAUGUGUUUCAGCCUUAAAAUCCAUACCAAAGAGAACUGGUAAAGAACAAUACGUGAUUGAGAUCUGCUAUCGCUGUCUCCAUCUCCAAGUAACCAUCAUCACUAAAUUGAUCUGGUUGAAUUUAUUGGUGAAUUGAACAGGGUUUUAUGGUGCUCGAGUUCCUGGUGGGCUGAUAUUUGUGUAUAGUAUGUAUAUGGAAGACGUAUCUGAUGUACAGUUAAUUAUGGGUGGGAAGCAUGUUGUCCAACAUUACUUAAUGAAUUCAUUAAAACUAAGGCUAUUUGUAGUCAUUCUAUUAACACCACCUUUGUUUAAAAAAAAAGACAUAGUCAAGAUUUUAAAAAAUCCAUUUUAUUAAAUACACUGUACGGUGAUUUAGAUAGAUCUGAAAGCCCUUGAGGGGAAAAAAAGUUAAGAAAUCAUAAUGAAUCUAUAGUCAGCACGAUAUGCUGUGUGUUAUGUUUUUGGCUUUAUGUGUUGUGCUAGUAAUGCUGUCUGUUUGGUCUCUAGCUUGCUGAUGUGCCAUUUUCCUUAAAAGAGUAUAUUGGUCUCUGCUUUGCAGAUGUGAUGUGUACAUUGAGAGAGGAAAAAAUAGCAUGGUUUAUAUGAAAAAAGAUGAAUAAUGAUAUAUACAAUGUUCAUUUUAUUGUGACAGUCAAAUGUGUUGCGCAGAGAACCCUGGAGCGGCAGGCACUGGAAUUUCAAUGGUUCAUGAUUCAGCAAACUUCAGAAAGUUCACUUUAUUGCACUAAAGAGUUUCCUUUUUUGUAAACCAUGACUUUGUCAGAGAUUCAAAGGACAAAGGGGAAGCAAUUGAAGCUGGUAAAAAGCUGAUUUUUUUUCAAAGGUAAAUUACAAAAGGGGAAUUACAUAUGACAUGUCAGAAAAUUACAAUGAAUUAUUGCCUUGUGUAGCAAUGUGCACUAAUCUCAAUGAGAUACACAUUUUACUCAUUCUCAUCCAUGAGAAUAAGAAAGAUAAAAGCAAACAAAAUUUAAGAUAACAUUAUUAAAAGUGAAUAAAAAGAGAACAUGCUUCACUAUGUUAUUCAAUGAUUGUAUGUGCGCAUGUAUGUUAAACUAUCUAUUGUAGUAUACUUUGUGACCACUCCCUCCGCAAAAAAACUGAGGGCUGGUUGUGUUGACCAGAUAGACGAGAAAAAAUAAUGUAGUUCUUCGGAAUAAAAGCUAUAUGUGUGAUGUUUGCUAAGUUAAUAUUGUUCUGUAUGUUUUAGUUUAUGAAUAUGUUCCCUUUUUCAGUACAUGCAUCUUUUGUUUUGCUUUUUUUUUCCUUUUUUAUUUUUUAUGAAAAAAAAAAUGCCUUUGUGAAGAAAACUGUAAAUAUGUUUUUCUAUGUUCCGGCAUUUAUCGAGGCACUGAUUAUUUACUUUUUUAUGUUGGGAAGGAAAGAUCUAAUCCUUACUUUUUUGAUACACAGAAGAUUCAUCAAACAGUAAGUCUAAUGCUGUAUUUCAGACUGGUCUGGUAGAUACAAAUGUGUUUAUUCUUUCUGUCUCUUUGAAACAGUAGGACUGAACCCUUCUCUGUGCUGUCGUCUGGUGUACUGCUCAAUGUACAGUAGCUUCUUAAUAUUGCAGAAGCGUUUUAGCGAUGUUUCUUUCUUUUUUUCAAUGGAAAGUACUCACAGGUGAGAUUUUUUUAAGUGGUUUUAAAAGCCAAUAAACAUUUUUAAAUAA
Astyanax mexicanus (Mexican tetra) is the source of this 8267-nucleotide messenger RNA. RefSeq names its product DNA-binding protein RFX7. The transcript has 10 exons. Bases 335 to 5038 code for a protein of 1567 amino acids. Lineage: Eukaryota; Metazoa; Chordata; Actinopteri; Characiformes; Acestrorhamphidae. Gene Ontology annotation, biological process: regulation of transcription by RNA polymerase II. Gene Ontology annotation, molecular function: RNA polymerase II cis-regulatory region sequence-specific DNA binding; DNA-binding transcription factor activity, RNA polymerase II-specific. The record is from RefSeq and is a predicted model, not a curated record.